AUGUACUUGAUUUGCGAUGAAGACGCCAGGCAGAUGGGCAAAAAAGAGCCCAAGGAGACGCCGAAGGAGCCACCAGCAUUGCCCAAGCUAGACGGCGAUACGAUCUUGCCACCUCCAGCCGUCGUUGCUUGCCCGGCAACAACCAUCAGUCACCCGAAGACUUCGUACACGAAAUUGGGGCCUGCCAGUAACCAAAUCCACACGAAAACCAGAGAUGUUGAAGUCACGACAACUACAACGGUCAUAUCUCGCCAAAGCAUUGCUGAAAUUACUUGGGCACAAGAACGACACGAAUCCACCACUAGAUUUGGUGGGCAACCAUUCAUAGACCCGUCAAGGAGAUCUUCGAAGGCUUCAACUAAGCUGAGAGUAUUGGCCCCACCGGGCAAUGAAGGGGUAGAGUUCGGCAUAACUCCAAAGGAUAGGCCCGAAGAAUCUCGCCCAGAUAGUGGCUGUGGGGUCAUCACAUCUUUUCCAAAGCUGUCUCCUCGUCACUGCACCAAUGAGUGGCUCAUUCCACGAGCUAAACCUAAACAUGUUGUUGAAACAACAGACGAUUUAUAUCAACAAGGUGUCGAUGCUCACUGCGGCAGAUCUUCGCGUCCCUCGGUUGCUUUCAUCGAAGAUGAGCCUAUAAAACCUCCUCACUGCUAUCGUGACUUGUUCCAGGAGAACCCUUUUUGCCAGGAGUCGCCAGAUAACCUGCUCGUUAACAACUAUGAGAAUGGCUCCCAAAUUGAAAUGGCUUCUGGCAAUCCCAUUGUCUCGGCAUCGUACCGCCGUCGAAGCUGCCAGGGCCAAAUCCAACAUAAUGUCAAUGACGCAGAUUCGGCCGAUGGCUUCGUUCCGGCUUUGAUCGAAAAGAUCCGCAAGGGCGGUCACAGAUUGUUUCACAGGGACAGGUCUCACAAGAGUUCCGAAAAUACGGAUGGGGGGUUUCAUACCCCUUACAAUUCGCCGGAUAUCGGGCUGGGAUAUACGAAGCAUUAA
Clonostachys rhizophaga is the source of this 990-nucleotide messenger RNA. The record is from the annotation of a GenBank genome assembly. Lineage: Eukaryota; Fungi; Ascomycota; Sordariomycetes; Hypocreales; Bionectriaceae.